AUGCUAGGAAGAGCAGCAGCAGCGGGCACUCCAGCAGCAACCCCGGCAGCAGCAGAAGUUGCAGCAACGGGAGGAAAGGGCGGCGCUACGCGGGGCCUGCGAGCUCGCGGCCGGCAGUCAGCAGCAGCAGCAGCAGGCCCGCAGCAGAGAGGCAGCAAGUCCUUCUCACGCAUUUCUCCAGACGGCGCAGCAGGAGAGGCAGCAGCAACAGCUGCUGCUGCUGCUGCAGAUAACCUCAGCGUUACGAGUGGGGGCGGCGGCGGCUCGGGGCCUUCGGGCGGCGACCGGGACAUGCUGAAGGGCCCCUGCAGUAGCACGGUGAAGAAGAGCUCGAGCCGCGGCAGCCGCCUCCAGUGGAGCCGCUUCGACGGCCUGUUCCGGCGGAUCCCCGUGGGGCCUUUUGCUGCUGAUGUCUCCAGGGCUUUCAAGGAGGGGCCUGAGCGGCAGCAGGCGCUGCAGGAAGCAAAAGCAAUAGAAGCAACUUUGCUGCAGCCGGCCUGCGCCCCUGCUGCAGCAGAUUUGCUGCUGCCGGCGCAGGAGGACCUCGACGCGCUGCAGCAGCUGCUGGACCUGCACGCGCACGUCAUCCGCGAGGCUCGCGAGAAAGCCAGGGCCAAGAAACAAGCCAGCAGCAGCAGCAGCAGCAGUAGCAGCAGCAGCAGCAGCAGCACGGAGGCUGUGGAUGUGGACAUGCCCGUGACGGCGCUUAUCGACUUUGGCUCUGUGGCUGCUUGGUGCUGCUUCGAAUUUGUAGAGAAUCAGCAAGGAGCUUCUCACUCUGCUCAGCUGCUGGACGCGCUGUGCAGCAGCGGCAGAGACGCCAUCAGCAGCAGCAGCAGCAGCAGCAGCGACGGCGGCAGCGGGAGCUUCGUUUUGGACGACGCAGCCAUCAGGGAGUACUUGCGCAAAGUCGUUGCGCCAGCGCUCGCGCAGCAGAAGGGCGAGGGUUCUGCUGCUGCUGCUGUUGCUGCUGCUGCUGGCCAGGACCCCGCAGCAGCGGAUCGCGACAGCAGCAGCAGCAAAUAUGAGGCCCUUGCUUCGCAGCUCUCUGUAAGGGCCUUCAAAAUCCUCACAAGUUACCAGCUGGCCUUUUGCCGCCGCCACUUGCAGCGCCUGCAGCUGCCAGCAGACGGGACAGCGCCUAACCUCAGGGCUCUGUUGGAGCAGCAGCUGCAGCAGCAGCAGCAGCAACUGCAGCAGCAGCAAGAACAGCUGCAGCAGCAGCAACAGCAGCAACAGCAACAGAAAGACGCGACCAAUGCGACAGAGGCGGGGGGGGGGGGGGGCA
Eimeria tenella is the source of this 1288-nucleotide messenger RNA. Its product is annotated as PHD-finger domain-containing protein, putative. NCBI's taxonomy places the organism in Eukaryota, Apicomplexa, Conoidasida, Eucoccidiorida, Eimeriidae. The record is from RefSeq and is a predicted model, not a curated record. Gene Ontology annotation, molecular function: nuclear receptor activity; transcription cis-regulatory region binding. The transcript has 2 exons. The annotation marks the transcript as partial. Gene Ontology annotation, cellular component: nucleus; aryl hydrocarbon receptor complex. Gene Ontology annotation, biological process: regulation of transcription by RNA polymerase II.